CCGUUGAUCGGCGAAGACACGAGAGACGAAUCCCGUUCUCGUAAGUCGUAUCCCUAAAUCGAUCGAAACCCUAGUUCGGAAUUUACUGUUGAUCAUUGGAAACUGAAAGCUUCUUCACCGAUUUUUUUUUGAAGAAUGGUGGAUUCAAUCGAAGAGACGAACCCUAAUUCGAGUGAAAAUGGUACUGUUGAGAUCUCGCUCAAAACCAUCGGCCCAGCUCGCCCUUCUCGAAUUCGAGUGGCCUCUCGCAUCAAAGUUCGUGAUCUGAGAAAUCUGAUCGCGGGAAAGAAUCAAUGUCCUGUCGCGAAUUUGAGGAUUAUUCUGCGUGGGAAGGUAUUGCAAGACGAUGACGAUGGAGAUGAUGUAUACGUUACGCUCAAAGAUGGAGAUUCCUUGAUCGUUGCUGUGAGACCCAAACCACCUGUUGGAGUUGAGGCAGACGAAGAAGAUGACGAAUUGAAGUUUCAGCUCCCGCAAUCAGCAAGCCGCUGGAAGAGGAGGCUCUACUCCUUUCUGCGUAACAAGUUGAAGAUUCCCGAUAUUCUUCUCAUUGGACUUUUCUCUCUGAGUUUAAAAGCAUGGGUUAUCGUCAUCUUGUGGUUUCUCUUUGCACCUCUUGCCCAUCGUUGGGAACUCGGGCCUUUGUAUAUACUCGGGACUGGCUUUUCGAUCAUUCUGCUCAAUCUUGGUCAACGACAGCCUGGUGAUAUCAGCGCAUAUUCCAUAUUCAACGAGGAUUUCAGAGAGCUUCCGGGGACGUUAAACGCAGAUCGUAUAGAUCGAGACUUGAGAGCUGGCCAGUUUUGAAAAAGGGUUCUUUCUUUUGUUCAUGGCAUUGCCCCGGUUUAUUAGUUAACCAAAUUGCAAAGCAUUUGGUUAUUGACGCACGGUACAACUGGAACCGGUUUAUUCCGGUUUACUUGUAACAUGGGAGAUACGCACAUUCUUACCUGUAAUAUGUUCAUCUAGUCAGUCUCAUGGUUUUGUGCAAAGCCCAUGUUACUUACUGAUUUUGAUGAAUCCAUGAUUAAUGGAGAAUGAUCUACUAUA
Molecule: messenger RNA, 1050 nt
Organism: Tarenaya hassleriana
Lineage: Eukaryota; Viridiplantae; Streptophyta; Magnoliopsida; Brassicales; Cleomaceae
Exons: 7
Coding region: 136-807 (223 amino acids)
Molecular function (GO): protein binding
Source: RefSeq, a predicted model, not a curated record